AACCUGUGACCCUUCGGACUGUGGGUCGACGCUCUAACCACAGCCAAACCAGCCAGGGUGGAAGUGCUUUAAUGGAAGGACUGUUCGAAAACCACCUUGGGGGUGGGUCUUUUAUAAAACCUGUUAGAACACUGAUAUAAUUUCCUAAUUAUUACCAACAUCAGGGGCUUCUUAGGAGGGCAGUCUCCUAUUCAUUUUCAUGCCUGAUUCCUAUAAACUCCCUACCACUGAAUACAUCUAUCAGAUCUCUAGAUUUUAAAAGCCUUUCUAAAAAAGAGAUAAAAAAAAAAUCUCCCUAAACACAUCGUGUUUUAACCCAUAUAUUUAGAAAUUCUGAAAUGGGUUUGAAAAUAAGUAGCAAAGAUUAACUUUUGUUGAAUGGUGCUGUUUAAGGACCUGGCCCUACUGCAUUGGGAUGGACGGAUGUAAAUAUCUUCUAUGCAUCUUCACUUCGGUCAUUGCCAUAAAAUAUUUUGUCUUCCUAUUUCUGGUUUGGUUUUAAUAUGUUAGUCACAGUAUUACUCCCAUCUUCUCACCCCUCCCCAAUCACUGGUGCCAUCGAAACUUAAAUUAUUUUCAUCGUAAGGCUAUUGUAUGUGUAUGGGGAUGGGUGUCUACAUUUGAAAUGCAAUCUUCUCUCAGAGAGGCUUUAUUUUGAUAGGAUUGUAAGGGAUAGAAUGCAGGUCCUGGAGCCAACCCUCCAGGGCUCAGAUCCCAGCUCCUCCACUUGCUGGCUCUGUGACCUCAGACCAGUUACUCACUCUCACUGUGCCUCAGACCACUUCCCCGCACAGCGAGGAUAACAGUAUCACUGCCAUGUAGGGUUACUGUGAAACUUUAUUGACUCAACUCAUUGAAAGCAUUUAGAAGAGUAUUAGGCAUAUAAUAAUAAAUGUUAAUUAUUAUUAUUAUUAUUGUCGUCAUAGUCAUGUUAUUAGCAGACAUCAAGUCCUAAUAUUGGUUUACUUUAGGUGGCGUCUAGGCUGCUGUUUUUAUCACAGUGACCAUAGCAUUUCCUUGUGAACUUCAAACACAAACAAAUGGCAAGUGGGUAUUGAUCACUUGUUGAGAAUACAUACUCCACAGCCAGAUGUGAUUCUGGUUCAGAUUCUAGCUCUGCUCUUUAUCAGAAGCAGAACCUUGCACAAGCUGACUAAUUUUCCUGGGCCUCAGUUUCCUCACCCUUUAAAAUAAGGAUACUCACGGUACCUAUUCAUAAGUUUGUUAUAGAAACUUAUUUGUUAGAUGAAUAUAUAAUGGCUAUAAAAAGUGUCUAAGUAAAUUUUCAUUCUGAAAUUGAAUAAAUUAAAAAAGUCAUGUCUGAAAAUUAAUCUUAUACAUACCUGAGACUGAUCAUUAACACAACACUGUAUGUCACAUAGUCACAUAAGCACUUACAAAUAAUGGGCCCCAUGAAUUACUUUUAAAGGCAAGUAGGUUUUGCUGGUAUUUCCAACAGAAGAAAAUAGACAAUUUCAUCUUUCCAACAAAAGGCUUUUUAUUUCUUGGUCAUGUGGAAGCUCUUAAGUUCAUUAGUAUCGAGGUAGAAUUUUUUUUUUUUUUUUAAAAGGAAAUGAAAAAAGUUGUCAUCUGUGGCAACACUUUUAGUGUCAGAAAUAAUUGUGCUUUACAGCAAAAUGGCAGCCAGAAGAGAGGUGCAGAAAUAUCACUUUAAUUAAACCCUUCCUUUCAAAUACAUUUCACAGUUUGUAUGCGAGAAUAAUUUAUCACCAUGUGAAUGAACACUUAAUACCUGGCGUGCUGUGAAAUGGGCAGGGAUCUUAUUGCACCAUAUGUUCUUUCCUUUCUAUUUCUUCUUGAGAUCCUAUGGUGGCGAUAUCAAGUUUGAACUGUAAGCAUGUGGUUCAAAUCAUACUUCACCCUUCCAUGAAUAGCCUGCUUUGAGGAACUCGCUCGCUGGACACGUAGUCAUGAAAGCCGCCUGGGGAAGUGGGCAGCCCUGACGUGAUGUGCGCAGCGAGCAGAGACAUUCCCUUCCGAGAGAGGUCCGCGUGACGCGUCGGGGAGGCCACCGUCGGCCAGGUCGCCACACGGUUGGCGGAAGGGGCGAUAGCCGCAUUCUCCUGUGCCUACCACGUAACCAAAAAUGAAGGAGAACUACUGUUUACAAGCUGCCCUGGUGUGCCUGGGCAUGCUGUGCCAGAGCCAGGCCUUCAGCGCCGAGCGGAGGAGCCACCUGCGGCCCUCGUUCCACGGGCACCACGAGAAGGGCAAGGAGGGGCAGGUGCUGCAGCGCUCCAAGAGAGGCUGGGUCUGGAACCAGUUCUUUGUGAUCGAGGAGUACACCGGCCCGGACCCCGUGCUCGUGGGCAGGCUCCAUUCCGAUAUUGACUCUGGUGAUGGGAACAUUAAAUACAUUCUCUCAGGUGAAGGAGCCGGAACCAUUUUUGUGAUUGAUGACAAAUCAGGGAACAUUCAUGCUACCAAGACAUUGGACCGCGAGGAGAGAGCCCAGUACACGCUGAUGGCUCAGGCGGUGGACAGGGACACCAACCGGCCGCUGGAGCCACCGUCGGAGUUCAUUGUCAAGGUCCAGGACAUUAAUGACAACCCUCCCGAGUUCCUGCAUGAGACCUAUCACGCCAACGUGCCCGAGAGGUCCAACGUGGGAACAUCAGUGAUCCAAGUGACAGCUUCCGAUGCAGAUGACCCCACCUAUGGGAACAGCGCCAAACUAGUGUACAGUAUCCUCGAGGGACAACCCUACUUCUCGGUGGAAGCACAGACAGGUAUCAUCAGAACAGCCCUUCCCAACAUGGACAGGGAAGCCAAGGAGGAGUACCACGUGGUGAUCCAGGCCAAGGACAUGGGCGGACACAUGGGUGGACUCUCAGGGACAACCAAAGUGACGAUCACGCUGACCGAUGUCAAUGAUAACCCACCAAAGUUUCCGCAGAGCGUAUACCAGAUGUCUGUGUCAGAAGCAGCUGUCCCCGGGGAGGAGGUCGGAAGGGUGAAGGCGAAAGACCCAGACAUUGGAGAAAACGGCUUAGUCACAUACACGAUUGUUGAUGGGGACGGGAUGGAACUGUUCGAAAUCACAACGGACUAUGAAACACAGGAGGGAGUGGUGAAGCUGAAAAAGCCCGUAGAUUUUGAAACCAAGAGAGCGUACAGCCUGAAGGUAGAGGCGGCCAAUGUGCACAUCGACCCGAAGUUCAUAAGCAACGGGCCUUUCAAGGACACAGUGACCGUCAAGAUCGCAGUGGAAGAUGCUGAUGAGCCCCCUGUGUUCUUGGCCCCAAGUUACAUUCACGAAGUCCAAGAAAAUGCAGCCGCUGGCACUGUGGUCGGGAGAGUACAUGCCAAAGACCCUGAUGCUGCCAACAGCCCGAUAAGGUAUUCAAUCGAUCGUCAUACUGACCUCGACAGGUUUUUCACUAUUAAUCCGGAGGAUGGUUUUAUUAAAACUACGAAACCUUUGGAUAGAGAGGAAACCGCCUGGCUCAACAUAUCUGUGUUUGCAGCAGAAAUCCACAACAGGCAUCAGGAAGCCAAAGUCCCCGUGUCCAUCAAGAUCCUUGAUGUCAAUGAUAACGCUCCCAAGUUUGCUGCCCCAUAUGAAGGCUUCAUCUGUGAGAGUGAUCAGACCAAGCCCCUCUCUAACCAGCCGAUUGUUACAAUUAGUGCUGACGACAAGGAUGACACAGCCAAUGGACCAAGAUUUAUCUUCAGUCUACCCCCUGAAAUCAUUCACAAUCCCAAUUUCACAGUCAGAGACAACAGAGCUCCUGAAACAGCGGGUGUUUUCGAGGCUUUCCUCGCCGUGCCAACAUCACCUCCAUCAUCGGCCUUGUCGUCUCGUUUUUAUGUGUGCAAUAAUAUUUAGUCGCUGUUAACCUUCUGAAACAUUACACCAAGGUGCACUGUUCUCUAGGGAGUUGUAAGCACGUCCCACUAUCACCAGCUUCAAGGAUGCCGUCUCUAUUUUCAAGGAGAUUAUGUUCCCAUAGAUGAGCCAACCCGCUGCCCACUCUGUGCCCCCUGCCCUUUGCUAUUUAAGAGUUUCAUCCUAGAUCGGAGCCACCACUUUUGCAGGAAAUUGCUACUUUUUGAGAAAAAUGACUUUAUUAACUAUGGCAAACAGUUAAUGAAAACUCCCGUGUUUAGAGCUAUUACGAAACCUUAAAGCAAAUACAGUCCUAUAAUUAUCAUUUAAUAGAGUUUCUUUCUACCAGCUCCUAAAAGUAAUUACAUAUUGAAGCGAUCCAAAAGGAGUAAUCACGUUCCACAUCCUAUUAAUAGCCCACUGAGCUACCAAGGUUCUGGGCCGAGGCCGUUUCCCGUAGAAAACAUGCGGUAAUGGCUGGCGUCGUGCUGAGGGAAAGCAUCGGCCUCCUUCCUCCUUGAGCGUUUACUGCACCGUGCCAUGCAAACGCUCGGGGCUGCGUUUGCCUAACUCGGCGUGAGCACUGGGCAUCUUUUUUUAAAAUUGAAUUUAUUGGGGUGACAUUCAGUGAUAACAUUAUAAAGGUUCCAGGUAUACAACCGUAGAGCACCUGUGUACUGUUUUGGGUGCUCACCACCCCAAGUCAAGUCUCCUCCCAUCACCAUUUACCCCCCCACCCUCUUCUACCUCCCUGCCCCCUGUCCCCCUGGCAGUCACCCUGCUGUUGUCCGGGGACAGACACCGGGGAUACUAACGUUCAACACUGACGUCCCGCCUGGGCUGUCAGUAUCGAGAAGGGUGCUGUUUGGGCAGAUGCAGAGCUGACCCGCCCAGGUUUUGAGAUGCAUUUACUCUGAAAAUAUCAGACUGAACGGCAUCUCAGAAAACACAGGAGAUGUGUAAUGGAUAAGAGAAGAGCCAUGGAAAAGAAAUGCUGAGACCUGCCCCUCUCAUCUGUCUUGUUCUUCAUUAAUUUGUCACCUAAUUUCUCAAACAGCCCUAGGAGGCGGGCAUGUUGAGUAUUUUUAUCCCCAUUUUUCUAGAUAAGGAGGGAAGAAAGGCAACGGAGGCUUCCGAGAUGGCUCAAGGCGAUGCUGCCAAAUGAGGGAAAUAACCGAAGCGUCUGAGGGUUUGGGAGGGUACUUUCUAGGGUGUGUAACGCGCCUUAUUACCAGUAUAAAGCUCCUGUGUUUUCUAGUUCCUUCCUUUUGCAAAAUCUGUUUAUCUUGUAGUCAAGUAGUAACAGUCUUCAGAAGAGGCAGAAUCUGAAUUUUCAAUUCAGUUCAUCGAUCUAGUUUUCCAGGGAAAGUGGGAGCCGAGGACAAGCUGUUCGUGGAUUUCAGUUUUAAUCACAGCCGUCCUCACGGUGGUAAACUAUAUUUGCAAAGAGUUUUAUAAGUUUCUCUCACCACAUAAUUAAUACAUACUCCUUGAAGGAAAAUUAGAAAAUACAAGCAAGAGGAAAUACAAUUUAAAAUAACUUGAUGAUAACGGAGUGGCCGGAAAUAAUCACGGCUAUUCUGUACACCCUUCCAGACUUGCUCUCGGCAUAUAUUUUGAUCUUUAAACAUGUCCUAAAUUACAUGUCCAGUUUUUCCCCACUCACUCAUGUCAGCAUUUUAUUCUACAGAGUUCCUAAUUUCCACCUUAAGAAUGUCUGAUAACAGCAAGUACAUUUUCACAUACCGUUGCCAAAUAUCUAGUUAUUCUUUUAGGCUGAAUUCCUGGAGUGGAAUUACUGGAUCAAAAGAUUUUGAUACCUAUUGACAAAUUGCCCAUCAGAAAUAUCUAUAAUAACCUGUUAGUAAAACAGGUGAGGUCCCAUUUCCUCACCUUCAAGCUAACUCUAGAUAAUAUAUAUUUUUUAAAUCACUGACAAAUUGAUAGGUGAAAUAUAAUCACAUUUUGAAAUAUCAAUUUCUCUCAUUAUUAGGAAAGCUAGGAGUUUUAAAUAAGUAUUGAUAAUUUGUUUUUCUUUGCAAACCUGCUAUCUAACAAAAAUCUUUGGAAUUGUAUUCAUAUUCCUUAGUUUGCAAUUGAUUUGUGAAGUCUCUUCAUCUUUUAAUGUUAUUAACAUUUGAGCUGUCAAACCUGUUUCAUAGAUUUUUCCCCCACGUUUCCACACGCUUUCAGUUCUGAUUGUGCUGUGUUCUCAAGUAUAAAUGUUGCACCUUUUGUAUCAUGUUUUCCCUGUUUAAUAUUAUCCUUAGUUAGCAAGGCUUUCCUUACCCAAAGUUGAUAUCUACAUUCACCUGUCUUUUUCUUUCUUACACAUCAUGUUUCCUAUUUCCAGCAUUUAUUCAUUUGAAAUAAAUAUUCAACUUCCAA
This is a messenger RNA of Miniopterus natalensis, 6238 nucleotides long. The record is from RefSeq and is a predicted model, not a curated record. NCBI's taxonomy places the organism in Eukaryota, Metazoa, Chordata, Mammalia, Chiroptera, Miniopteridae.